Pyricularia grisea is the source of this 1098-nucleotide messenger RNA. RefSeq lists its product as uncharacterized. NCBI's taxonomy places the organism in Eukaryota, Fungi, Ascomycota, Sordariomycetes, Magnaporthales, Pyriculariaceae. Gene Ontology annotation, molecular function: low-affinity zinc ion transmembrane transporter activity. Gene Ontology annotation, biological process: zinc ion import across plasma membrane. Gene Ontology annotation, cellular component: plasma membrane. The coding region runs from base 1 to 1098 and encodes 365 amino acids. The record is from RefSeq and is a predicted model, not a curated record. The transcript has a single exon.
AUGUCUUUCCUUCAACGUCGCCAGGAUCCUGGCACUGCGGACCCCGCUGUCUGCACUAUGGACGAGACAGCCAACGACUGGUACGGAGUGCGCAUCGCCUCUAUCUUUGUCAUCCUCGUUGGUUCACUCCUAGGUGCCGCCAUACCAAUCUACCUCGUGCGUUACCGCAACAGCGACCGCAUGGGCUUCUCCAAGCUGGCCUUCUUCGUCUCAAAGUACUUUGGCACUGGCGUCAUCGUCAGUACGGCCUUCAUGCACCUCAUCUCGCCCGCAGACGAGAUCCUCGGCAUGGACUGCCUGAAGCCGCUUCUUGGCGAUUACGACUGGUCCAUGGCCAUUGUGCUCAUGACGGUUAUGGCCAUGUUCUUCAUUGAGAUGAUAGGCGCCUGGUUUGAGAACAGGAGCAGCGACAAGGCCGGACAUGGCCAUGCGCUCGCUCCAUCCAAGAAGACCGACGAGGAAGAUGGCAGCCUGAACAAGGAGGUGACGGGCACUGGCGUUAAGGAGGCAGGUAACCCCACCGCCAGUGGCAUGCCGUCCAACAUUCGCGGCGAGGAUCAUUUGGGACACGGCCGCGCUCAUAACGAGGGCGAUUCCCAUGUGGCCUUUGCCGGCAAGAUGACAUCGAUGAUUAUUCUCGAAGCCGGUGUCAUCUUGCACUCCGUCUUCAUUGGUCUGACGCUUGCUGUUUCAUCCGAGUUCAUCGUUCUCUUUGUCGUCCUCGUCUUCCACCAGACCUUUGAAGGACUCGGUCUAGGUUCGCGGCUUGCCACAUUCGAUUGGCCCGCCGACAAGCGCCGCUGGACUCCUUGGAUUUUUGCUCUUCUGUACGGCCUGACCACACCUAUCGCCAUUGCCGUCGGACUGAGCGUGAAGAAUGCGCUCGAGGCGGCACCGACGACCAGGUACAUGGUCGAGGGUAUCAGCAACGCCAUCAGUGGCGGAAUCCUGUUAUACACUGGUCUGGUGGAGCUGCUGGCCCACGAGUUCAUCUUCAACCCUGAGAUGGAUCGCGCCUCGCUCCGCUACAAGCUCUUUGCUUUUGGUUGUAUUGCAGCCGGCGCAGGGCUGAUGGCUCUACUGGCCAACUGGGCUUAA